GGGUCACCGUGAAGCUUCAAGUGUCUCUGGCACAGCUAAUAAGCGUAAAUGAAAGGGAACAGUUCAUGACCACCAAUGUCUGGCUCACUCAGCACUGGGUGGAUUACAGGUUAUCGUGGGACCCUGCCAAGUACGAAGGCAUCGACAAGCUGCGUAUCCCCUCCAGACACGUCUGGCUGCCUGAUAUCGUCCUCUAUAACAAUGCCGAUGGGACCUACGAGGUAACGGUCUUCACCAACGUUAUUGUGCUCUCCAAUGGCAGCAUUAACUGGCUUCCCCCUGCCAUCUAUAAGAGUGCCUGCAAGAUUGAGGUCAAGCAUUUCCCCUUCGACCAGCAAAACUGUACACUCAAGUUCCGGUCAUGGACCUACGACCACACCGAGAUUGACCUGAUCUUGAAAGCGGAGGGGGCCAGCAUUGACGACUUCACACCCAGUGGUGAGUGGGACAUCCUGGCGCUACCUGGCCGGCGAACGGUCAACCCCCUGGAUCCCACCUACGUGGACCUCACAUAUGACUUUAUCAUCAAGAGGAAGCCCCUUUUCUACACCAUCAACCUGAUCAUUCCAUGUGUGCUGAUUACCUCACUCGCCAUUUUGGUUUUCUACCUGCCCUCAGACUGUGGCGAAAAGAUGACCCUAUGCAUUUCCGUCCUGUUGGCCCUCACCGUUUUCCUGCUCCUGAUCUCUAAGAUCGUCCCCCCGACCUCCCUGGAGGUGCCGCUGAUCGGCAAGUACCUGAUGUUCACCAUGGUGCUGGUGACCUUCUCCAUCAUCACCAGCGUGUGCGUGCUUAACGUUCAUCACCGCUCCCCCAGCACACACAACAUGCCACACUGGGUCAAGAUCAUCUUUCUGGUCAAACUGCCGGCCUUGCUGUUCAUAAGACGCCCUCACAAUAACUCUGCACGUCAGAGGAUACGACAACAGCGUUGCCUCCGAUCAGGGAGGACAAUUCUGGGCUUGGGUUACCCCAUCACAUCCAAAACUAGUUUCCCCAGAAUGUCUUCUGUUUUGUUGCCUUCAGACUCUGUUUUCUCCACAGAAGGACAUAAAAGUACAAUCCCUACUCCGGGCUUUAGCCACCCCAACAGGACGGGCGAAGAUUUAUCUGCCGAUGUCCAGGAGGCGAUGAACGGCGUGCGCUUUGUCGCAGACCACAUGAUAGCGGAUGAUGACGAUCAAAGUGUGAUUGAAGACUGGAAGUAUGUGGCCAUGGUGGUGGAUCGCAUGUUCCUGUGGAUCUUCGUCAUUGUGUGCAUGGUGGGCACCCUGGGCCUGUUCCUCCAGCCCCUCUUCCAAAGUCAGGUGGUUCACCAACACCAGCAGCCCACCUCCGAGAAGCCUCACAUUUGAUCAGACAGAGUUUUUUUAGCAUCUUUGGUGGGGGAAAAGGCCUUGCAAAUUUUCAUAAGA
Messenger RNA from Phycodurus eques (leafy seadragon), 1415 nucleotides. It is a transcript of the gene chrnb4, whose product is annotated as cholinergic receptor, nicotinic, beta 4 (neuronal). Gene Ontology annotation, biological process: nervous system process; signal transduction; chemical synaptic transmission. The transcript is spliced from 6 exons. Gene Ontology annotation, molecular function: transmembrane signaling receptor activity; acetylcholine-gated monoatomic cation-selective channel activity. Gene Ontology annotation, cellular component: neuron projection; postsynaptic membrane; synapse. The record is from RefSeq and is a predicted model, not a curated record. The coding region runs from base 66 to 1355 and encodes 429 amino acids. Lineage: Eukaryota; Metazoa; Chordata; Actinopteri; Syngnathiformes; Syngnathidae.